AUGGUACAGAUAUACUAUAAUGAGAACCAAGCGUUAGAACCGAUGCAACACAACCAAGCUAACGGCAUAUGGAAGGCCUCCUACAUGGACGAGGCCAAUGCAGACUCUAAGAGGUUCGCAUUCACUAACCCAUGGGGCAAUGAAAAGAUAGACGAGGACGAGGCCAUGUCCUACAACUACUCGAGCGCUAACAGCACCGCUGAUGUGGACAUGAACAGCGACAUGUACAAGCGUAGGAAAUCGAGUCUGGUGGUACCGCCUUCAAGAGCCGCAGCACCGAACCCUUUCCAAUACGAGACUAUGCAAAACAGCACAGGUACAGCACAGCGAGCUAUGUACCCAGAGUCGUCAGCGUACCAACAACAAAGACAGAUCAUGGUCCCACACCAGCAACAAGGACAACUGGCAUCCAGGUUCAACUCUAGAUUCGUGCCCUCUUUGUACAACCCGCAGGAGUUCCAAAGAAGACAAAGUCUCGCUACUGCUCAGUUCUCAACACCAUCAAGUCUGCAUGGUUCAGCGUCCAAUCAGGCGUUCAACACGGGUUCCGGCAACAAUGGUGUUAAUCUGAACUACGCCAGUGCAAAUGUAACAACUAACAAUUCAUCCACAUAUCUGAGUGCUAUGACCCCGAACGUACCGAUGGAGAUGGGCAACAUACCAUUAGCAUCCCCACACAGAAGGCUCAGUGCUUUUCCUACCAGUGGCACCACAAACUCCUCUUUGCAACCACCAUUUAAACAGCUAAGAAGGGACGAGGGUUCCCCAAGGCAGAUAGUCAUCCCACAGAUGCACAGAUGCCACUCCAAAAAUGAUCUACAACCGUGUAUUAAUCCUAACCCAAAAUUUAGGAGAGCCUCUUUGCACUCGAACACCAUAUCGCCUCUUAUCGGCCUCACCAAGAGUCUGCUGACUACUUACGCCCUGUGCUCACCAGACUUCACUUACCAAACAUCUAAGAAUCCAAAACGUGUGCUAACGAAACCAAGCGAAGGUAAGUACAAUAACGGCUACGAUAAUGUGAACAGUGAUUACAUCUUGUACGUCAAUGACGUUCUUGGUACUGAGCAGAAUAGAAAGUACUUAGUGCUGGAUAUACUGGGUCAAGGUACUUUCGGACAAGUGGUGAAGUGUCAAAAUUUGCAAACAAAGGAGAUUAUUGCAGUCAAGGUGGUGAAGUCGAGAUCAGAGUAUUUGAACCAAAGUAUCAGUGAGGCCAAGAUUUUGGAACUGUUAAACGAGAAAAUUGAUCCAAACAAUAAGCAUCACUUCUUAAGAAUGCAUGACUCCUUUGUUCACAAGAAUCACUUGUGUCUGGUAUUUGAACUGUUAAGUAAUAACCUUUAUGAGCUUCUCAAACAGAACAAGUUCCAUGGUUUGUCUAUUCAACUGAUAAGGACCUUCACAAUUCAAAUAUUAGAUUCCUUAUGUGUUCUCAAGGAUAGUAAAUUAAUACAUUGUGAUCUGAAACCUGAAAAUAUACUUUUAUGCUCACCUGAUAAACCAGACUUAAAGGUUAUAGAUUUUGGUUCAUCAUGUGAGGAGACAAGAACCGUAUACACAUACAUUCAAUCAAGAUUUUAUAGAGCGCCAGAGAUUAUACUAGGUAUUCCAUACUCUACCAGUAUCGACAUGUGGUCACUGGGUUGUAUUGUUGCUGAGUUGUUUUUAGGUAUCCCUAUCUUCCCAGGAUCUUCUGAGUUUAACCAACUGACCAGAAUAAUAACCACAUUAGGAUAUCCUCCAACGUGGAUGAUUGAUAUGGGUAAGAGUUCUCAUAAGUUCUUAAAGAAGCUGAACACUUUGAACUUGGAUAUGACUAAUAUUAACGACGUGGAAGCUCAAAAUAAUAAUGCUAAUUAUACUACGGCUAAUAGAAUGCAGAAGAAUCAGCCAACUGCUAAGUAUAGAUUAAAAACGAUAGAAGAGUUUAAUAGAGAUAAUAAUGCUUCUGAAAAGGUUGGGAAGCAGUACUUUAAAUGGGCACUAUUGGAAGAUAUUAUCAGAAAUUAUAGAAUUCAUAAGAAUAUCCAAAAAUCACCUGAAUUGAUAGAGCAAGAGAUGAAGAACAGAGAAUGCUUGAUUCAUUUCUUGAAAGGUAUUUUAAAUUUGAAUCCACUUGAAAGGUGGACCCCACAACAAGCAGCCAUGCAUCCAUUUAUAACACAACAACCAUUUACAGGUAAAUGGUUUCCACCAGGGUCUUUCAAUACUAUGAAUACCAGUAACUUCGGGAGUCAACCCAGACAAGAAGGCAAUAACUCUAAUAACAUGAAGCCAAACUCUCAAGAAGGGCCAACAAAGGAGUUCACCAACUUGAAGAUUAUAGAGGAUUGA
Molecule: messenger RNA, 2337 nt
Organism: Nakaseomyces glabratus
Lineage: Eukaryota; Fungi; Ascomycota; Saccharomycetes; Saccharomycetales; Saccharomycetaceae
Gene: YAK1
Product: serine/threonine protein kinase YAK1
Biological process (GO): peptidyl-threonine phosphorylation; peptidyl-serine phosphorylation
Cellular component (GO): cytoplasm; nucleus
Molecular function (GO): protein tyrosine kinase activity; protein serine/threonine kinase activity; ATP binding
Source: RefSeq, a predicted model, not a curated record